UUCUUGAGAGCGGGAAAAGAGAAGCGGGGAAGGGAUGGAUGGGAAAAGGUGAAAACGUCAGGAAGGCAGACAAUGUUUUCAUUCGUAAAUGCUCUAUUUGUUCUUGUCUCGUCGAUCUGGCUUCGAUUUCAUUGACCUUGGCUUACAGUGAUUUUGUUCCCUCUGAAAGUUGUUGUCGAACUGUGCCAAUUUUGGUUUCUUAUUCCUCUGUCAAACAUAAUAACAUCUCACUUCCAAGAUGCCUGAGGUAAUGAUAAGGAACAUCCCUGUGCAAUUUCCAUUUGAGCCUUACGACGUUCAGCGCGCUUACAUGGAAAAAGUAAUAGAUUGUCUUCAAUCGGGAGCCCAUGGCAUGUUGGAAUCUCCUACUGGGACUGGUAAAACUUUGAGCUUAUUGUGUGCAUCGCUAGCAUGGUUAAAUGUGAAGAAGGCCCAAAAUCAAGCCAUGCGCAUGACAAUGGAAGACAAUCCUUUCUUAGAUGAAUUAAAAGACAGUCUGAACAGUGUUGCUGGCGCAGAAGGAAAUCAACCCAUGUCAUGGGGAAGAUUUAGUCCUAAAAUAAUUUAUUCAUCUCGUACCCAUUCACAACUCACUCAAGCUAUAUCUGAAAUGAAGCGCACCAGUUACGCUCACAUGCGAAUGGCAGUUAUUGGCUCAAGGGAUCAGUUAUGCACUCACCCUGACGUAUCAAAAGAAGAAAAUACUGCUAUAAAGACAGCAAUGUGUCAAACUCUACUGGCUAACCGUGCAUGCUACUUGCACAGAAAUGUUGAAAGAAGGAGAGAUGAUCCUGCCUUCACUGAAGCAGGUGUAAUGGAUAUUGAAGAUUUGAUCAAAGUUAGCGCUGCAACCAGGGUUUGUCCAUACUAUAUGUCUCGAGAACUUAAGCAGGCUGCUGAUAUUGUCUUCAUGCCCUACAACUAUUUGUUGGACCCUCGCACUCGCAGACAGCAAGAUGUGGAUAUGAAUAAUAGCAUUGUAAUUUUAGAUGAAGGUCACAAUGUGGAGAAAAUUUGUGAAGAUUCUGCAUCUUUCAGUCUCUGUAACACAGAUGUUGCCUUAUGUAUUGGGGAAGUGACGGAAGUAAUGAAGAUUGUUUCUGAAAAUCCCAUUAUGGACUUUAAUGACGAUUCUGAGAAAAAGAGAGACUUCAGUGAACAUGAUUUGAUGAUGCUUAAGGAAAUGCUGUUAAAAUUGGAGAAAGCGAUUGAUGAAAUUCCACUGACUCAAAAAACAAAUACAGAAUCUUCAUUUCCUGGAGAGUAUAUUUUUGAGUUACUCAACAAAGCUAAUGUAUCAUUUGAUACAUACAAUCUUUAUGCAACACUUGUGGAGCUAAUUGUUCAGUAUCUGAAUGCCUUGAAAAGCAGUCAAGGUGCUGGUCCCUUUCAGAAAACUGGUGGAAACUUAGAAAAACUUGCUAAUUUCUUCAAAACAGUUUAUCAUUUUGAAAAGAAGACCUGUCAAGACCAUAUAAAUUCUGUGAAAGAAUGUUAUAAAGUGUUUGUUGCUCUUGAGAAACCAAAGCCCACCUACAAGAAAAAUUCCUGGAAUACUACUAAAGACGACACUAAACCAGGUGGGAAAGUUGUUAAUUUCUGGUGCUUCAAUCCUGGAUAUGGUAUGAAAGGCCUAUUGAAUUUGGGAGUUCACUCUAUAAUUGUGACAAGUGGUACUUUGUCUCCUCUGCCUCCACUGAUUUCUGAAUUGGGUAUCCCAAUUAAUAUAACUCUGGAAAAUAAGCAUGUCAUCACCAGAGAUCAGGUAUUUGUCAGUGUAGUAAGCUGUGGUCCGGACAAUGAACCACUGAAUUCGUCCUUUCAAAAUCGAUCCAAUAGUUCUUACUUAAGUUCGCUGGGAAGGACAAUUGUCAAUUUUGCACGAAUUAUACCUGAAGGUUUGCUGGUAUUCUUCCCUUCAUACAGUGUGUUGAAUCAAUGUAAAGAGUCUUGGGAAAUUACUGGCAUCUGGAAUCAAAUAUUUGCAGCAAAGGAAAUCUUUGUAGAACCACAAGGCAAAAGGGAUCUAAAGGAUGUUAUGAAUGCCUACUACUCACGAAUUGCUCAGCCAGGAUCCAAGGGAGCCUGUUUCUUGGCAGUCUGCCGUGGAAAGGUUUCUGAGGGUCUAGAUUUUGCUGAUCAAAACGGAAGGGCUGUGAUACUUACAGGCUUACCCUACCCUCCAGCUUUUGAUCCACGUGUUAUUAUGAAAAAAGAUUACCUGGACAGGAAUAAGAAAAAGGUGACUGGUCAAAGUUGGUACCAGCUUGAAGCAACACGAGCUGUUAACCAGGCUAUUGGUAGAGUUAUUCGCCAUCGGCAUGAUUAUGGAGCUGUCUUAUUUUGUGAUAAUCGAUUUGCUGGUCCAUCAAUUAAACAGCAAAUGUCUGCCUGGUUGCGACCAUACAUAGAGACUCCAAAUCAGUUUGGAGCUGUUACUCGAGGUCUUUGUCAAUUCUUCAAGAAUGCCAAACAACAGCUUCCGCAACCUUCAAAGAAGGACAUGUCUGUGGCUUGGGGAGAGGCGUCCUCUGAGCCUGCUGGACCAAGCAGGGCGGUCCCUGCCAGCUUUGACUCCACCUCCAAGUGGUUCAGCAACAGCAAGGCACCCUCUGAACCUCAAAGGCAUGGGAAUUUCAAUUGGAGCCAGAGUCUUAGCACUCCCUCCAGUUCAAUGUCUUCGUACUCCCAGCAAGGUUGCAGCUCAACACAGAAGAAAAAUAAUGGUUCCAAGAGUAUGUUUGGAGCCUUGGAGGAGACUGUGCAGGUGAUUGAUUUUAAUUCUGUGGCUCUGACCACCGAAGACAGUCCUGCUGUCACAUUGAAAGAUUGCACCAACCAGGCUGAUACUCCCGUACGCGCGGAGAAUGAGGAACGUCCUCCAGAUUCCAAGCGUAGGAAGUUAAAAGUCAUGGGUGUCAAGUUAGAUUAUGAGCAGAAUGACAGCGGCUAUUCAUCCACAUCUAGUUUGGCCUCUGCACCACCUGUGCUGUCCAGAAAAGAGCGCAUGCUUGAAUACCUAAAAAUGGUGAAGAGAAGUCUGACACAUGAUCAGUUGCAAAUAUUCAACGCUGCUGUCAAGGAGUACUCUAGGCAUUCAAAUUAUCCUCAGCUCAUUGCCACUUUGAGCAGCGUAUUCAGUCAUCCCAGUCUUCACACAUGUUUAAAAGGAUUUGUUACAUUCAUCAAGGACUCUCAUAAAGAACAAUUUGCUUCAUUCUGUAGAGAAAAACUCAAUAAUACUCGUCUGUGAUGUAUAGUGAUAAUAAUGCUUCCAUGAUAAAGAUUUCAACUGCCUGUACUGGGCUUUAUACGACUGUUAACUAGAGUACAAAAGAGCAUAAUAAUUUGUUAAUUUCAGCUUAGCUUUCCCUCUUAAGAUGGCAUUUUGUUUAAAACUUGUUUUGUCAACUUUUUUAGAUUCUUUUCUUCCUACAGUGCAUGAUGAAUUGUGUAGUUUGAAUUUAAAACUGCCGGGUUUGUUUUAUGUUUGUUUUCAUCUUGUAUUUUUUAAGUUAGAUGGAACAGGGUGCUCCAGUGCAUGAUGUAGUCUGGAACUGCUCUAUAAUAAUGUAUUCAGGGAAAAUUUCAAAAAUUGAAAAAGUUUUUGAUUUGCAAUGUAAUGGGAUCAACCAAGUGCAAGUGGGAAAAUGUUAUUUUGAAACAAAAUUUCAAUAAAGUGAGAGAAAAGAA
This is a messenger RNA of Thrips palmi, 3693 nucleotides long. RefSeq names its product regulator of telomere elongation helicase 1 homolog (gene Rtel1). Gene Ontology annotation, cellular component: nucleus. The transcript has 17 exons. The record is from RefSeq and is a predicted model, not a curated record. NCBI's taxonomy places the organism in Eukaryota, Metazoa, Arthropoda, Insecta, Thysanoptera, Thripidae. Gene Ontology annotation, biological process: regulation of double-strand break repair via homologous recombination; negative regulation of t-circle formation; DNA recombination. The coding region runs from base 239 to 3253 and encodes 1004 amino acids. Gene Ontology annotation, molecular function: DNA polymerase binding; DNA helicase activity; DNA binding.